AUGUUGACGAAAGUUUUUGAUUUACCACUCUUCGUCAUUGGUUCGCUUUUUUUGUUCUUCUUUCCACAAAUUCACUCAUCAUCUUUGUCUUCAACAUUACAAAAACGCGUAAUAGUCGCCACGACCCUAUCUACCAAAAGCAACGAUGGUGAAUGGCAUCUCAGUUGUACAAACCAAGAUAACAAAAAAGAAACAUGUGUGGAUUAUCGACUCCUAGGUCAGUUCAAUCAACUUCCAAACUCGAGUUCUAUUUCCCCUUUGUCGUGUUAUGUGACUUGGAAUCAAAACGGUCGCGAGAAGACUCAUGAUCUGACUGGUAAUAAACCCAUUGAAAGGGCGCAAGAUAAUCCCAAAGCCACAAAUCCUUAUCAAACUGAUGGACCUGCAAAGCUUAUUUCGUAUGUUUUUGAGAACCCUACUAAAGACGUUAAGUUAAUGUUUAAAGAACAAAAUAGUAACAACACUUGGAUUUAUGACUUAUUUUCUCAGCAAUAA
Messenger RNA from Ambispora leptoticha, 495 nucleotides. The record is from the annotation of a GenBank genome assembly. NCBI's taxonomy places the organism in Eukaryota, Fungi, Glomeromycota, Glomeromycetes, Archaeosporales, Ambisporaceae.